CAAAAAGAGCAGGAGUGAGAUUUGUAUUUCCCACUUUGACACGCCGACAACCUGUUAUCUUUCCGUGAACAGCGGUCUCUCACAUUUAUCGGCGGAUAAAGACCUACAACGAUCAUUCUUAUCUACCUCUUGUGGGGUUCUUCGGCGGACUUGUCCCCAUAACAUCCACCCGCGCACGGGGAUAUCCAGGUAUCCUUAUCUUUCCUUUGGGCGCUCGUGAGGGCUCUUCAGUAAACUUGUCCCAGUGGUCUUCGAUAAUCACUCGCUGCGAUCGGAUUUCGGCACAGGCAUGAUUUGGGGUUCCAGGUUGCUUUAGGGUACACCCAGCCGCCGUCGUACUGGGUCAGUACGCAUACACUAAAAGGAGGGGGAGGCGGGCUAUAGCUCCAAGAGCGAACCUGAAAAGGGUAUAUGAGUGCGGGAGUGGCUGCUUACAUCUACAGUAUAAACACGUAUAUGAAACAUGUCGUAGUCAAGGAGCUCACAUUGUCGAACGUCGAAUUCAACAACUGUUUUCCCUUAUUCUGUACUUCAGAGCGGGCAUCAUCAUUAUAUCUCAUUAUGGCAACUGCGACAACUGCCCACGCCUCAUCAUUCGGCAACAAGGCAUUUGAAAAGGUGGAGCCAAACCUGUCGAAGUCGGUCUCGCUAUUCGACCCCAGCCAGCACCUAUGCUUUGAGAAACCCAAAGAAAAUGUCAUGCUCAAGGAUCUUGGAUUGUCGGAAGAAGGCGCUAUAGCUCCUCUGGCUAUAACUGACCCUUUUCCACUUUUCAGCCUUGAUUGCGUUCGACGAAUGCGAGAAGAAAUGUUUCAAGAGAAAAUCAUCAACGGAUACCAUCAAAGGAUGGAGCCUGGAUGCUACACUUUAAGAGGGUUCAUCGACCAUGCCCCAUUCAUUGAGUCGGUGUGGCGCAGUCCUGAGGUGAUGGAUGCAGUUUGCAAAGCUGCCGGAGUGGAUCUGGAAGUCAUCUUCGAAUACGAAAUGGCACAUAUUAAUGUUCAGGUGGAAGGGCUAACGAAUGACACACCGCUCACGUCCAUGAUCCCGCCAGCCGUUCCCCAACCUCACGCAGCGGUGACAACCGUUGAGGAAGCCGAAAAAGCACAAGCAGCGCAGAUGGCUGCUGCAGGACCCUGGCAUAAGGACUGUUACCCAUGGGUUCUGAUCACGAUGCUUUCAGACACCACGAAUAUGAUUGGAGGAGAGACUGGCAUCCGCAAAGGUGACGGGACGAUAGUAAAACAACGUGGUCCAGGAGUAGGCUGGGCUUAUCUAUUACAAGGUGGAUGUGUCGAACAUAUCGCGCUGAAGUCAUUUGGGGGCGAGCGCAUUGCGAUGGUCACCUCUCUCCGUCCAAAAGAUCCAAUGCAGCUGGAUCUUAGCAGUCUAGGAGGUGUGAAAGGCAACAGCGAAUGGGACCCCCUAUUCAAGCAAUGGAGUCUCUAUCGCUUGAGUGUUAUUGAGCAGAGAAUCCACAUUUUGCAGGAGAAAAUCCGGAACGAAAAAUUGACUUAUCCCGAAAUACGAGAGGCGAUGCUGGAAUGGAAAGAGGGAGUAUUCAAAUAUAUGGAACAUACAACUGGACAGAUGAAAGGUACACAGCCAGACCUAACUAAGUACCAAAAGUUCUUCGACUGAGAGUCUGACACCCGACAACGGAGUCCGAUGGGUAUGGCUAUUUUACCUCAUGAUGAAUGAAUAAUGGCAUUGAACAAAAGCACACUCAUCAGUAGCGGGACCUGCUACGUAGGCUACUCGUGAUGAGAACAAACUGCCUUUUGAGAUACUCAAUGUCUCCUAUAUAC
Exophiala viscosa is the source of this 1808-nucleotide messenger RNA. RefSeq lists its product as uncharacterized. The coding region runs from base 412 to 1641 and encodes 409 amino acids. NCBI's taxonomy places the organism in Eukaryota, Fungi, Ascomycota, Eurotiomycetes, Chaetothyriales, Herpotrichiellaceae. The record is from RefSeq and is a predicted model, not a curated record. The transcript has a single exon.